This is a messenger RNA of Brassica oleracea var. oleracea, 1504 nucleotides long. RefSeq names its product transcription factor MYB122. The record is from RefSeq and is a predicted model, not a curated record. The coding region runs from base 161 to 1228 and encodes 355 amino acids. Lineage: Eukaryota; Viridiplantae; Streptophyta; Magnoliopsida; Brassicales; Brassicaceae. The transcript is spliced from 3 exons.
GUGAAAACAAACAAAGCUCUCUCUUCUCUCUAUGUUUUUCAUCUCAAAAUACGAAAUUAUAUCAAUUUUUUAGAACAAUAUAUCAAAUAUUAUGAAAAAAAGAAAUAGAGAGUCUCGAGCAAGAACGAGAUGUCGAUAAGACGUAUCUAUCGAUGCCUUAAUGUUCUCAUCAAAAGAUCAAGUCCUUCCUUCGUAUGAUCCAACACAAAACCACAACACGUUAAUCUCUCUCUCUCUCUCUCUCUCUCUCUCUCUCUCUCUCUCUCUCACUUCAGUUAUUACAAUCACGAAUCAAGAUUCAAGAAUGGUACGGACACCGUGUUGCAGAGCGGAAGGGCUGAAGAAAGGAGCAUGGACUCAAGAAGAAGACCAUAAGCUCAUCGCCUACGUCCAACUUCACGGUGAAGGAGGCUGGCGAACCCUUCCUGAUAAAGCUGGUCUCAGAAGAUGUGGCAAAAGCUGCAGACUGAGAUGGGCCAAUUACCUUAGACCUGACAUUAAGCGUGGUGAGUUUAGCGAAGAGGAGCAAGAUUCCAUCAUUAGACUCCAUGCCAUUCAUGGCAACAAAUGGUCGGCGAUAGCUCGUAGAUUACCAGGAAGAACAGAUAACGAGAUCAAGAACCACUGGAACACUCACAUCAAGAAACGUCUGGUCAAGAAAGGUAUCGAUCCGUUGACCCACAAAUCACUUAAUGGUAAAUCAUCUGACCAUACCGAGACACCACCGGAUAAAAGCAGCGUUCAUCAGGAUGAUGAUGAUCAGAAGUCAAACAAGAAUAAUGCGUUAGGAUCAUUAUCAGCUCGGUUCUUGAACAGAGUAGCAAACAGAUUUGGUAAGAGAAUCAACCACAGUGUUCUGUCUGAUAUUAUUAAUGGAAGUGGUGCCCCAUUUACUAGUCACACUACUCCUACUACAAGUGCUUCUGAAUGUGAAAAGUCAUCGAGUUCUUUCUCCACACCAAACUCUUCAAAUCUCCUCAUUAAUGAAAACAUGGUCCUCGAUGCAACAUCUUUGUCCUCGUCCACGUUCUCUAGCGACACCUCUGACCCCUCAGUAUACGACCAUAUCUUCGAUGACUUAGAAGAUAUGACCACAUUUUCAUCAAGAUUUUUGAAUGAUGUUGUAUCUCAUGAUGAUGUAGAUUUCUUGAUGUUGGAUGAAUCUUGUUUGGAGAAUACUUCGUUCAUGAGGGAACUUACAAGGAUUCUUCAAGAGGACUACGUUUAGUGAUAGUCGUGUGACACCGAUCAGUGAAGUUGAUGUCUCCUUUGAAGGGAUUGACAACUAUUUUGGAUAAAUUAAACAUAAAUGUCAAGAGUUUAAUACAUUUAUAAUGAUGAUGAUGAAAAUUGAGUUUGGCAUGUAAAAUCAAUCAUAAUUGAUUUUGCUGUGUGUUUUUUAAGUUUGUGUGGGUUUCUGGCUUAUAGUGAUGUUGUUCGAUUGGUAGGAACUAGGAAGCUACGAAUUGAUAAAACUAAUGUCAAAUGCAUGGUAUGUCUGAAA